CAGAGGUCUCCCAGCCUACCGCUCAGCAAAGGGACCAUUGAACAGUAUACCUUGAUGGAUAUGGAGCCAGAUUUGCGAUAUUGCAUUGGUAGCAUCCCCAGGCGGCGGCGCUCCACCCCUCGUCACCGAGGCCCACCUCCGGGCAACCCGCUCGCCUCCAGAUCCGCCAUCUCGCGCGUGAGCUGAAGGAGACGCACCCGAUGAUGACGGUCAUCGUCUCUUGGGUGCCGGGCCACGCCGAGGUCGAGGGCAACGAGCGGGCUGACGCCCAGGCCAAGGUCGGGGCCGAGGUGGUUGAGGGCAAGGGCGGUGUGGGCGAGGGGCGGCAGCAGGGCCGCAAGCCGCGGCGGCACAGCAUGGUGAUGCCGCGUGGGGGCUCAGUCGAGCCGUCAGACGACGAGCGCGACGAGUGGUACGGGGGAGAGAGGGAGACGAGCCCCCAGGCCGAGUCGAACCAGCCCCCUCGGCCUUGCCUCCCCGCCCUCGUCAACCCUCCUGACGGCCUCGAGGACCUCCGCAGCGAGCCCAAGAGCAUCGCGGCGGUCCAGCAGGCCUUCCACCAGGCGCAGCAGGCGGCGUGGGCGGCGAGUUGGGCGACGGCGCCCGCCGGCGCGGGACUUCGCAGCGUCACCGGCAAGGUCGCGCCUGGCGCCUCCUUCGCCCGGUACCACGCCACGCUCUCGCGCCGGCAGAGCACGCUGCUUGCCAGGCUGCGGCUCGACUUUGCCGGCCUCGCGGCGCACCUGCACCGCAUCCAGCGCCACCCGACCGGCCUGUGCGAGUGCGGCGAGGAGGAGACUCGGGCCCACUUCCUCCUCGCCUGCCCCCUCUACGCCGCGCCUCGUGCUGCGCUCGUGCGUGCGACCGGCAAGGACGCCAUGCCACCCCUCGCCACCCUCCUCACCGACCUCGCCCUCGCCCGCCCCGUCCUCAAGUUCGUCAACGACACCGGGCGGUUCCCUCGGCUGCACGAGGCGGUCAAGGACUCGGCGGGCACGGUCAAGCAGGGCGUCUAG
Rhodotorula graminis WP1 is the source of this 1016-nucleotide messenger RNA. RefSeq lists its product as uncharacterized. Bases 201 to 1016 code for a protein of 271 amino acids. The record is from RefSeq and is a predicted model, not a curated record. Gene Ontology annotation, molecular function: RNA-DNA hybrid ribonuclease activity; nucleic acid binding. NCBI's taxonomy places the organism in Eukaryota, Fungi, Basidiomycota, Microbotryomycetes, Sporidiobolales, Sporidiobolaceae. The transcript has a single exon.